UGCUUCUCGGCUUUCUGCGAGCUGCCAAAACAGAGGGCUCAGUCAUUCUCUGUUGGCUGAUGAAGACGAAAGAUUGAUCACUGAAUGGCUCCACCAUCACACUGACAGUGGUGAUAACUUUGAGAAACAUCAGUUUCUCCUGACUGGUGUGCAACUACAGACGUUGGACAUUUUCAACUGCUGCUCCACAGGCCGAGCCACAGCCUGUUGAUUCAUGGCGAUUAACACUGAUGUGGAGGACUGGGGUGGAGUUGGCAGUAAUGACUCUGGCGAAAGAGCGUGGCUCUUGCAGAGCCCCAGUGUGGAUUCUGUGCAACACCUUGAGACGGACAGGAGGAGGAGAGGAGGUGUGUCAUCCUUGGGAGCGGUCUUCAUCGUAGUGAAUGCAGCACUGGGAGCGGGUCUACUCAAUUUCCCUGCAGCCUUCAAUAUGGCAGGAGGAGUAACUGCAGGAGUGAUGCUUCAAAUGUUUAUGCUGAUCUUCAUAAUCAGCGGCCUGGUGAUUCUUGGCUACUGCUCCCAGGUCAGUAACGAAAGCACCUAUCAGGAGGUUGUCCGAGCCACUUGUGGGAAAGUCACAGGAGUCAUAUGUGAAGUAGCCAUUGCUGUCUACACCUUUGGCACCUGCAUUGCUUUCUUUAUUGUUAUCGGAGACCAGCUGGAUCGCUUAAUAGCAGCAGUGGCUCAUGAAACAGACAGCACUGGUGGCUUCUGGUACACUGACCGCAAAUUUACCAUUGUUGUUACGGCAGUCUUGGUUAUUCUUCCUCUCUCCAUCCCCAAAGAGAUUGGUUUUCAGAAAUAUGCCAGUGCACUGAGUGUGAUGGGAACCUGGUAUGUUACCAUCGUGGUCAUUAUAAAGUACAUCUGGCCAGAUAAAGAGGUGACUCCGGGCUAUGUUCCCACCAGUUCUGCUUCCUGGACUGCAGUUUUCAAUGCAAUGCCCACCAUAUGCUUUGGUUUCCAGUGCCAUGUCAGCUGUGUGCCGGUGUUCAACAGCAUGAGCAAGAAAGAGAUCAAACCGUGGGGCCUUGUAGUCACUCUCAGCAUGAUAAUCUGCCUCUUUGUUUACACGGGAACAGGUGUUUGUGGAUUCCUGACAUUUGGCUCCAAUGUCAGUCAGGAUGUGCUGAUGUCGUACCCUCCUGAUGAUAUUGCGGUGGCCAUCGCAAGAGCUUUUAUUGUCAUCUGCGUGGUCACAUCAUACCCCAUUUUACACUUCUGUGGCAGGGCAGUUAUAGAAGGACUUUGGCUGCGUUUUCAAGGCGAGCAGGUGGAAGUGUGUGUACGUCGUGAGCAGAGGAGGAGGAUCCUGCAGACCCUGGUGUGGUUUGUCGUCACUCUCGUUCUCGCCCUCUUCAUCCCAGAUAUCGGUCGGGUAAUCUCGCUGAUUGGAGGACUGGCAGCCUGUUUUAUCUUCGUCUUCCCAGGUUUGUGUUUGAUGCAAGCCAAACUAUCAGAGACAGACAGCCGAUCUGCCAGCUGGCAUGGAUUGGUAGUCUUCGGUGUUGUCAUGGUUACACUCGGAGCUUUCAUCUUUGGCCUCACCACAACCAACUCUAUCUAUCAAGACAUUGUCAACUAAGAGGAAGAUUUUUACCCGAGCCUGUGGUGUCCUUGUUAUUGAAGACGGGGUAGGGGAGUCCUUAGUCCUGUGCUGCUAUUCUGAACUAAGACAAGGUGGAUAUGAUGGAGGAGCAUCUCAUGACACUCAUUAAAAAAACAAACAAACAAAACAAAAAAAAAAUCAAAACCACUGCGGCAAAUCACGUCCCUCCUGUAUAAUGGGUUAAAACCUCAGAGGUCUUUGGAGGGAGUAGUCGAAGACACCACUCGAUGCCAAGUGACUUCAGAUACUUUGCCUUUUUAUUUUCUGUAAAGUUUAAAUUGCAUGUUUUAUGUUUUUAUGAUGGUUUUAACUUGCAGUGAAUACAUUUUUUGACAGUGUAGUCAUUCCACAGGGGCACAGAAUGGCUUCCCUUGCCUCUGGACCCUGUAUGAGCGACGCAUUCCUGUCCUGUUUACAAGAGCUGAAGGACUUUGUGUAGAAAGGUCUUACAAUCAAAUUGAUUUUUUUAUUGAUGAAAUUGUACCAAUUUGUGUAUUUUAACUUGCAUGUCAACGUAAAUGUUUCUUAUCAUUGAAAAUUGACAUGCUGUGGUUCCCAGGUCUAGACUUUACGUUGGUGCUGCUGAGUAAGAAUUAGGUCUCUUUUUUCCAAUGAAGGAUUGAACUGCGUGAUAGGUCUGCAUGCAGCGUUGUUAAUGAAUGAUGAAUGAUGUGUUAACUGCAGGGCUGGGCAGUUCAAGUCUUGUUGAUUUGUUCACUUCCAGUCAGUACCUCUAAAUGAGUCAAAAAUGCGAGGUUUUCAGGUUUUCAACUAUAUGGGCAAAGCAAACUAAUCGUGUAACAUUUUAAAACAGAACUAGGAAGCCAUUUGAGGUAUCUAUUUUUUAGUUUAGUUUUAUUUGUUGGUUUCUUAUAUAUUUUCUUAUAUAUUUCAUAAAGUUAGAAAUGGGUGAUUGAUGAGUUUGUGGCCUAAGGCAGAAGGAGUCAAUUUCAGAAAACCUAGCACAUUUAUUUUACAACAUAGUAUCGUCCUACAUUUACACUCUCAGUCCAGUGAUUGUGGAGCAUAUGGAUCUUGGGAAAGAGUCAGUAGUCUGAGGGGCCAAAUCCAGUCAAAUCAGGUGAAGGACCUCCUUGGGUGAUAAACCCUGGAGACCACGGCCGUGGAUGACUGCACAUUUUCUCAGACAGUGCUGACUUGUAAUUUUUAGUCACCCAAAACAGAAAUACCACAAAAAUUAUUAACUUCAAACCUUCUGCUUAAUGACUUCAAGAGUUGAAUAAGAGCUGAAUAACUCAUCUGCUUCUACCUUAGGCCACAAACUUAUCAAUCACCCCUCAUACAAAACUACAACCACGUAAGCCUGUGG
Molecule: messenger RNA, 2939 nt
Organism: Toxotes jaculatrix (banded archerfish)
Lineage: Eukaryota; Metazoa; Chordata; Actinopteri; Toxotidae
Gene: slc38a7
Product: solute carrier family 38 member 7
Exons: 13
Coding region: 215-1585 (456 amino acids)
Biological process (GO): amino acid transmembrane transport
Molecular function (GO): L-alanine transmembrane transporter activity; L-histidine transmembrane transporter activity; L-methionine transmembrane transporter activity
Source: RefSeq, a predicted model, not a curated record